Messenger RNA from Hemicordylus capensis (graceful crag lizard), 747 nucleotides. It is a transcript of the gene CRYBB2, whose product is annotated as crystallin beta B2. Gene Ontology annotation, biological process: visual perception; lens development in camera-type eye. NCBI's taxonomy places the organism in Eukaryota, Metazoa, Chordata, Lepidosauria, Squamata, Cordylidae. Gene Ontology annotation, molecular function: structural constituent of eye lens. The record is from RefSeq and is a predicted model, not a curated record. The coding region runs from base 136 to 747 and encodes 203 amino acids. The transcript is spliced from 6 exons.
CACGCCUGUGAGUUUGAUCAACUAUGUUGGCACGGGAACAGGCCCCCCGCCUAUAAAGUCCAGCACCCCAACCCCAGUGCUUCCAGUGGCAUAAGCAAACGCGGAUGUGACCGGGAGCAGCCGGUGCUUUUCAUCAUGGCUUCAGACCACCAAGCUUCAAAGCAGCAGCAAGCCAGUUCCAAGAUCGUGGUCUUCGAACAGGAGAACUUCCAGGGCCGCUGCCAUGAACUGAACGCCGCGUGUCCCAACUUGAAGGAGGCCGGCCUGGAGAAAGUGGGCUCAAUCCUGGUGCAUUCCGGCCCGUGGGUUGGCUAUGAGCAAGUCAACUGCAAAGGGGAACAGUUUGUCUUUGAGAAGGGAGAAUAUCCCCGCUGGGACUCUUGGACCAACAGCCGGAGGAGCGACAGCAUCUCCGCCCUGAGACCCAUCAAAGUGGACAGCCAAGAACACAAAAUUGUCCUCUACGAGAACCCCAGCUUCACUGGGAAGAAGAUAGAGAUCAUUGAUGACGACGUGCCCAGUUUCCAUGCUCAUGGCUACCAGGAGAAGGUCUCCUCUGUCCGUGUGCAGAGUGGCACGUGGGUCGGAUACCAGUACCCUGGCUACCGCGGCUACCAGUACCUCUUCGAGAAAGGCGACUACAAGGACAGCGCCGAUUUCGGGGCUCAGCACCCCCAGAUCCAGUCCGUGCGACGCAUCCGGGACAUGCAGUGGCAUCAGAGGGGGGCCUUCCAUCCCGCCAGCUAA